Cynoglossus semilaevis (tongue sole) is the source of this 3911-nucleotide messenger RNA. Its product is annotated as lanC-like protein 3. The record is from RefSeq and is a predicted model, not a curated record. Lineage: Eukaryota; Metazoa; Chordata; Actinopteri; Pleuronectiformes; Cynoglossidae. The coding region runs from base 1069 to 2370 and encodes 433 amino acids. Gene Ontology annotation, cellular component: plasma membrane. The transcript is spliced from 4 exons. Gene Ontology annotation, biological process: peptide modification; carbohydrate metabolic process.
CUAUGUGUCUGCAUGUUAGUAAUACUUGUACAAGGUCAAAGUACUAGUCCUUGGGAUAGAAAUAUGAAUUUGUAUUUUUGUAUAUCAUUUUGAAAUAUGACUAAAAUAAACUAUGGUAAUAGCUUAGGAAAAUAAAACAUAAAGCUGAAUUAAAUUAUUUAUUAUAUAAAGGUUUUUCUUUUUUUUCUUUUUUUAAACUUAAACGUGUUUAAAUGUCCUUUCCCAUUCAAUUUAUCCAGCACCUCGGACAGCCGCUCGUCGAAGUGAAGGGUUCCUGCGUCAUCUGGCGGUACAAAUGAAGAACUACAAUUCGAUAGAGUUAGAGUGACUAAACGUUUCUUGUGAUGAAACAACCUGAUGUCGAGCCUUUACUUAAUGAAUCGAUUUAUUACACAACAUAUAUAUAUAUAUAACAAAAUAACCUCCUCAGGGGCUACACUUAGCCAAGAUGGCUAACGAGGCUACAACUUAGAUAGCAGAUUAUUAACGACACAGGACUAAAAAGCCUGGACGUAUUGGAAGGAUGAGUACUUAUACUGUAUAUAUGAACAUCAGACAUGCACCACUAAAGACUCCAACAUCAUCACUGUAUGUGGGUAAAGUGAUAUGGGCAUCACUGGUACAAAGAGAUUCUGCUGAGGACCAGAAAUGUGAAGUGAAGAUCUGGGUCUGUUAACUUUACUUCAUGGUUUAAGCUGAGAGGUUUCUAGAACAGUCUGGGACACUUUGUCUGUCCCAAUAUCUGGGUCGAAUCCUUGGCUGAGAUGUUUGUCUGGCCCACAAUUGAACCUUAGAACUUUGAUCCUUGACCACAGCCACAAAACUAUGAAUGGUGCAUGGAUGUGGGCUGAGAGGCAGCAGGUUUCCCUCAGCCAAUAUGCGGUCCAGCCAUCGCUCUUGACGUCCAAUCAGCUCACAGCUGAUGGGAUUGGAUGUCAGUUCCCAUCCUUGGAUACCUUGACUUGCGCAGGCAAACAAAAAUCUGCGUCAUUGGCGUGGUGCUGGUGCUGGUGCUGAUGCUGGUAGUUGGUGCACCUUCAGCAGCUUCUUGUAUCCUUUGGAACGGUGAUGGAAAACAACCGCUGCUUCGCAAACCGCUUCUCCGACUACAAAGGUGCGCUGCUGCCGGGCCAGAGCGUCGAGGUCAUCGUGCCAACGGUGUUGGCCACCGUGGACAAGGUCCUGAAGAAGGUUCCCAUCAACAGCAGCGACUGUGACGGAGGUCUGUACGAUGGACCGGCCGGGGUGGCGUACAUGCUGUAUCACGUCAGCGAGUGUCCUCUGUUCUCCGAGCAGCGGGACGCGUACUUGAAAACGGCCAAGCAGAUCAUCGACGUGUCGGUCAGAUACGUGGAUGCAGAGCCGGAUAUGAACAUGCGUGCUGCCUUCUUGCUGGGCGGGGCGGGCGUCUACGCCGUGGCCGCGAUGAUCUACAAGUCCCUGGGGUUGGCUGACUUCGUCAAGCCGCUCACCAAAUUCCGUAACCUGUGGGAGGUUUGUGCGCCCAUCAAUUUCCUGGAGUGCGGCUCUGAUGAGCUGUUUGUGGGGCGGGCUGGGUACCUGUGUGCCGCCCUGGUCCUCAGACAGAAACUAGGCAUUGAGAUUCUCAGCAAGGACCAAAUUAAAUCCAUCUGCCAGGCCAUCAUUGAUUCAGGUAAACAGUAUGCACGGAGGAAGAGGAAACCUUUCCCACUCAUGUACUCGUACUACGGAACAGAGUAUCUUGGUGCAGCCCACGGCCUUUCAUCGGUGCUGCAGAUGCUCCUGAGUUACCAGGACAUGCUCAGUGGAGCAGAAAAGGACCUGGUGUGGCAGAGUGUUGAUUUCCUCAUGAAUCAGGAGCAGAACUGUAAUUGGCCCGCAGAGCUAGGCGCCAUCAUCGAGAGGGAGAAUGAGCUGGUGCACUGGUGCCACGGAGCGCCUGGUAUUUAUGGCCAGUCUUUAGCGUUUUCUACCGCACCUCUUUAUUGUUUUCAUGCAGCUUCUUCAUCUUGUCUUGCAGGAGUGGCGUAUCUUUUUGCGAAGGCCUACCUGAUCAAUAAAAAGCCUCAGUAUCUGGACACGUGUAUCCGCAGUGGGGAGCUGGUGUGGCAGAAAGGUUUGCUGAAGAAAGGACCGGGGAUUUGUCAUGGAGUUGCAGGCAGUGCUUAUGUUUUCCUCUUGCUUUAUCGACUCACCGGGAACUCAAAAUACAUCUACCGUGCACAAAGAUUCGCCGAGUUUCUCUUUACAGAGGAAUUUAAGACCGGCUCUCGAUCACUGACAAGUGUCUACAGUCUGUUUGAAGGCCUGUCGGGGACGGUUUGUUUCUUCGUCGACCUUCUUCAGCCAGAACAGUCAGAGUUCCCUCUCUUCAGUGUCUUUGUGUGAAUGGGAACAUGCUGACGAUAAGAGAUGUCAUUUCAUCCUGUUCUGAAGUCCUGUUAGAGGGUGACAUGGUAGAGCUUUUUAGAUUCAGAAUAGACGCUGUGAUUAGAGUGAGAGUGGAGGGAAUAGAUUCUAUUUGUUACAGUCCUAAUGCAGUAGUAGAAUGGUCUUGUUUUGUGUCUGUACUAAACGUAAAUGUUCAGCUUCCAAACUUUGUCAGUCAAGGUUUUCAAACUUCCACAUUCCCACAACAUUAAGAUGGAGGGCAUAAAAAAGUACGGUGAGUAUGAGUAAAAAAAAGCUCUCUGUGUGCCCUGACCCAGCCUCUGUGAUUAGUAGUAUCGUUAAUAGUUUCCGUCUGCAUUACAUACAUGUACUGCAAACCACUGUGAACUCCCGUCUAUAUCCACAAAUGUGCAUAUCAAAAAAGGUUUUUGACAAUUUCAGAUAAAUUUAGGAAAUGAGGUUGAUGCUAUCAAAAAUAGGGAAACACACAUACAAUAUUGCGGCUUUAAUUGUAUCGUGUCCACACAGCUUAGCUUGACCUGGUCUAUUUAAAAUAAUAAAGAUUUUGUAUAUAUACACAAUGUCAUUAGCUAAGGAAAAACUUGAGAAAGUUGAGCUGUGCUUUCAAUCCUUGAAAGAGUCUGCACUAUUUGAACGAGGUUCUUCGUACCUGCUUUUCUAGUGAACACAGGAAGCAUAUUUAGCAAUUUUUUGCCAGAAAGAUGCUGCUCUCAGGUCUGUAAAACAAAUAGCAUUGUUAGCUUACAACAUGGCAAAUACAUCAGAAUCAUAGGAAGAACAAGUGCCACAUAAUGCCUUUAAAUUUUCUACCACUUCACCAGCUCAGCAUCACAUAUCGCCGACCUUUGACUUUGUCUUUAGGGUAAAUAAAAUCUCAACUUGUCUUAACCUUUAGGGAUAGAUGUAGAAGAGAGGCUUUAAAACUGACUACGUUAAAAAAGGUACAGCAAGUAGAACUGAAGGAGUUCAAUAUUAGUCUAUUGUCCUGAUAAUGAUGGUCUUUAUGUGCAGUUUUUUAUGGUUCACCUGUUUGAAAGUAAGGUUGUAGCUGUGUCUUCGUGUAUUUGGUGUUUAGCCAUGUGUUAGAUUCUGUACAACAGUUAUGUUUGAAGUAUUAGUUGUGACAGUAAAGAAUAAAUAUGUCCAACGGUAUAAGUUUGUGGUGGAGAUUAAAAAGAAAAGGGUAAAUCUUUUUACAUUGUAUUUGAGAGUUAUGUUGUACUAAUUACAGUCAACAGAGAAUCUCUUUACAUGAAUGAGGCCUUAACAAAUUUCCAGGUCUGUGACAUGACCAUGUGUCAGAGCAUAAGGAACAACAAUGGAAACUGAAAAUGCUUUGGUCAGAGUAAUGACAUGUAGCAUCACUUGUUAAAUAGCUUGUGAAAAAAUAAAAACAGCAAACCAAAGCAGUUUUCCAGUGCUAACUGUGCCUGUUGUGGAACAUUUGUACACCGUCUGUGUCUUUGUGCUGUUUUUUUGCAUUGGCAGUUGAGCUGUUAAAAAUAAAAUCAAAAGGA